AUGGAUUCAUUCAAAACAACAGUUGAUGAUUGCGCGAUAAAUUCCAAUGCUAGAGUGUUGUCAAUCCCACUUACACGAUGUGAUGAUCAAAUAUUUAAUGGAGUUUUCAAACAAGAAAUUAUUGGCGAUCAAGUAUUUAAUGGAGUUUUCAAACAAGAAAUUAUUGGCGAUCAAGUAUUUAAUGGAAUAGUAAAACAGGAAAAUAUUGAUAAUCAAGUUUUCAAUAGAAAAAUUACAGAUGAAAUUAAUGAUGAAAGAGACCAUCACAAUGAUAGUCAUUUACAAAAAAGAACUAAAACUGAAGAAGAAAGAAACACAAUUGACACGAAAAUUAAAGUAGAAAGAGAUUUCGUUGACCAUUAUGAAUAUCAAGGAACAUCAAUUUUAACUGAAAGCAACUUUUCAGAAUUUGCAAAUUUGGACUUGACAUCUAACCGCUCAACGAAAAAUCAAUUGACUGAUAACCGUGGUAAAAUAUCUACAGCACUCAAUUUAACUGUGGAUACAAUAACACACACGUAUAUAUGUGCUAUUUGUGAUAGAUCUUUUUCUCGGAAAAAAAAUUUAAGAUCCCAUAUAGCCACACAUUCCAACACAAAUCCGUAUACAUGUAACAUCUGUAAUACAGGGUUUUCAAGGAAAAGUAAUUUAACAGUGCAUACAAGGAAACAUACAGGCGAAAAGCCAUUUAAAUGUUAUAUAUGUGAUAAAUUAUUUUCUCAAUCAAGCAAUUUAAGAACACAUAUGAGGGUACAUACCGGAGUAAAAACAUAUAUCUGUGAUAUCUGUAAACGUCCUUUUUCUCACAAACCAAGUUUAAGAAGGCAUUUAAUAACUCAUACUGGUAUAAGGCCAUAUAAAUGCAAACUCUGUGAAAAAGCCUUUUUUCAGAAAUCUCAAUUAAUAGCGCAUAUAAGGACUCAUACCGGCGAAAAGUAUGAAUGUAAUAUCUGCAAAAAAGCCUAUAGUCAUGCAUGUUCUUUAACAGUACAUAAAAGGACACAUACCAGAAUAGACUCGUAUAAAUCUGACAUCGGUGGUAAACUUUUUUCUGGAGCAAAAAGUUUAACAAGGCAAACGCAGGCAUGUACUUGCGAUAUCUGUGGAAAAACUUUUUCUUCGAAAAGUAAUUUAACGGCACAUAAAAGGAGGGGUUCCUAUAAAUUCACACAUUCUAAAUUGCCAUAUACAUGUAACAUCUGUAAUACAGUGUAUUUUCAUAAAUGUCAUUUAACAGUACAUACAAGGAAACAAACCGCUGAACCGCCAUUUAAAUGUUAUAUCUGUGAUCGAUUAUUUUCUCAAUCAAACAAUCUAAGAAGGCAUAUAAAGAUGCAUACCGGAGAAAACAAAUCUAAAUGUAAUAUCUGCGAUAAACUGCUUUCUAGAUCUAGUUUAGCAGAUCAUGCUAAGAUUCAUGCCGGAGUAAAAACAUAUAAAUGUGAUAUCUGUAAUAGUGCUUUUUUUCAAAAACAAGGUUUAAGGAGGCAUGUGAAAACACAUACUGGUAGAGCUGUAUAA
This is a messenger RNA of Macrosiphum euphorbiae (potato aphid), 1521 nucleotides long. NCBI's taxonomy places the organism in Eukaryota, Metazoa, Arthropoda, Insecta, Hemiptera, Aphididae. The record is from the annotation of a GenBank genome assembly.